AUGGAUCAUUCAAACCCCCAGCCUCGCCGCCGGGAUCCUCGCGCUCAAUCUCCCGCUGAGUCCUCCUCCGAUGAACUCGCCGCCGGCUCCGCGCAUGACGAAGCCGAGCGCCGCCGAGCCAGCUGGACUAUGCAGAACGGCUUCACCCCACAGCGGCCGCAGCAGACCUCACGUCACUACAGCGAGUCUGAGAGCCCCGAUGAGCUAGCUGUGGAUGCCGACGAGUACUGGCGUUCCUCGCGCACCCGCAACCGCCACCGGAGCCCUUCCCCGAUCACCCGCCCUAGCAUGCAGGACGACCAUUCUCAGGGCGGAUCGGAUGAUCUUGCUGAACAUGACAUGGCUGACUCAGAUGCGGACCAGGCGGGCGACGCCGACAACUGGUCCGAUCGUUCUGCCACACCUCUUGCUAGUCCGGUGCCUCCCAAGCCCGAGCAUCUGAACUACAAGGAGAAGUUUGUUAUGCGCGGCCACCUGCGUGGAGUUUCCGCUGUGAAAUUCUCGCCUGACUGCUCUAUGAUCGCUAGUGCCGGCGCUGACGCAGCUGUCAGGGUGUGGGACACUGCGAGUGGUAGACUCAUUCAUAUUUUCGAAGGACAUCUAGCUGGUAUCUCUACCCUUGCUUGGGCCCCUGAUGGUGAAUGGAUUGCAUCUGGUUCCGACGACAAAACAAUUCGCCUCUGGAACGUGAACACUCUCAAAGCCCACACCAAGGUCUUUGAUGGCCACCAUAACUAUGUCUAUCAAAUUGCUUUUGCACCGAAAGGCAACAUCCUUGUCAGCGGUUCAUACGACGAGGCCGUGUUUAUGUGGGAUGUUCGCCGAGCACAGGUUAUGCGCUCCCUUCCAGCCCACUCCGAUCCUGUCGCUGGCAUUGAUGUUGUGCAUGAUGGAACCCUCAUCGCGUCAUGUGCUCUGGAUGGACUUAUUCGUAUCUGGGAUACCCACAGCGGCCAGUGUCUCCGCACCCUGGUCAUGGAAGACAACCCGCCUGCAACAUGCGUCAAGUUCUCCCCCAACGGCAGAUUUAUCUUAGCCUGGACCCUGGAUGGCUGCAUUCGGAUGUGGAGCUACGUUGAGAGCCGCGUCCUUAAGACAUUCCAAGGCCACGUCAACACGAAAUACAGCUUGCAAGGAUGCUUCGGUAUUUAUGGGCCCGGAGAUGUGAGCUACGACCCACCCCUGUGCUUCGCUGUUAGCGGGAGUGAGGAUGGUUCUAUCCUCUUCUGGGAUCUUGUGAGCAAGCAAAUUUUGCAGCGCCUUGAGGGUCACUCAGGGGCUGUACUCUGUGUUCAUACAGGUACACUGAACGGCAAACGUAUGGUUGCGAGCUGCGGAGCGGACAAGACUGUUCGUUUGUGGGAAGAGGUAGAUGAAGAUGACACCGAAUCCAACGACGAUGUGUUCAGCGGUGGCGUCACCCCUACCCCUGAGUCUCACUCGCAAAUCAGCAGCCCUACGCAUGAUGCCGAUGGUGAUAAUGCUAUGACUGAUGUGUCCGCUAUGCUUUCCACUGCCGCCACCCCGGCGGAAGAUGUGAUGAUGGCAUGA
Penicillium vulpinum is the source of this 1551-nucleotide messenger RNA. RefSeq names its product WD40 repeat domain-containing protein. Gene Ontology annotation, molecular function: histone binding. Bases 1 to 1551 code for a protein of 516 amino acids. The transcript has 3 exons. Lineage: Eukaryota; Fungi; Ascomycota; Eurotiomycetes; Eurotiales; Aspergillaceae. The record is from RefSeq and is a predicted model, not a curated record. Gene Ontology annotation, cellular component: Set1C/COMPASS complex.